Messenger RNA from Gongylonema pulchrum, 306 nucleotides. NCBI's taxonomy places the organism in Eukaryota, Metazoa, Nematoda, Chromadorea, Rhabditida, Gongylonematidae. The record is from the annotation of a GenBank genome assembly.
AUGUACAGAUGUUACAUAUCGGCUUGUGAAAUCAAUGGUACAAUCAUUGUAGCUGGUGGUUCUGAUGGUAGAACCAGACUGCGCUCCGCCGAAAUUUAUGAUGUUCAGAGAAAUCAGUGGACAAAAAUUCGAAAUAUGACGCAGAAGCGGUCAGAUGCUGCAGCAUGCGCGUUUGCUGGUAAAAUGUUCAUUGCCGGUGGCUAUAACGGAGAUACUGUACUACAAACAAUCGAAAUGUACACGCUAGAAGCGGAUGUUUGGACUGAAGUAGCGCAUAUGACCACGCCCAGAUCCGGUACGAAUUAA